AUGCGGCCCCAGGACAGGCUCCGGCCCCAAGCCAGUGGGGCCAAGACGCUGCAGCGCCAGCAGCCGGAGACAAAGACCCCCAGCGAGACUUUGCAGCUGCUGGGGGCCAGGGCCAAGGCGCUGGGGCCAGUGCACCAGCCACCCUGUGUGCAGCCGCAGCCCACCUCCAGCGGCCCCAGCAGCAUGCCCAGGGCCCGGCCGACGCUGCCAGGCUCCAGCGCUGCGCCCGCUGCCCCCCAGCCCCCAGCUGGCCACAAGGCCCAGGCGCUGCCGGCACCACCAGGCAGCACGGCGCCAGCAUGGAGAGCUCCCCUAGAGCCGGCGCCCAGAGCGCUGGGCCUGCCAGCCGUGGGGGGCCAAGCGCAGAGUCCGGCUCUGCCCACGCAGCCACGCACACUGCAGCAUCCGGCGCAGCCCCACGUGGACUACGUGUCCUGCGUGGAGCCCUGGGCAGGCCGCGACGCGGCGCCCACGCCGCUGGAGGAGCAGGAGGAAUCGGUGCCCAUCACGCCGCAGCAGCGUUCCGAGCGGGAGCGCCUGAAGAAGCUGGCCCAGGAGGAGCGGCAGCGGGCAGCCCACCAGACGAAGAUCGGCCCCCGUGCAAUUCUUCGUGCAGCGGCAGAAGGACCACGCCAGAGCCUACUCUUACGGCUACCC
Messenger RNA from Anas platyrhynchos (mallard), 657 nucleotides. The record is from RefSeq and is a predicted model, not a curated record. Lineage: Eukaryota; Metazoa; Chordata; Aves; Anseriformes; Anatidae.